Molecule: messenger RNA, 1757 nt
Organism: Owenia fusiformis
Lineage: Eukaryota; Metazoa; Annelida; Polychaeta; Sabellida; Oweniidae
Source: the annotation of a GenBank genome assembly
GUUGCAGGGCACAUUUGAGAAAUAACCAGUGAAGUAUUACUCUUAAAAUUAUGGAUAUUAUAGCAUUUUUAGCUGAUGUUCAUUCAAAAAAUUAAUUCCUCGGAAUAAAUAACAUUAUAUAGUAAAUACUGGAUACAUUUAUUACAGUUUCAAAUUGGUUUAUAGGCCAAUUUUUCUUCAAGAAAAGUUGCACAUUUUGAUUUUGUCAAAAAAAUAAAAAUCCAAGAUGGCUACAAUGACUGAAGUCCAGCCAGUGGAGGUGGUCCAAAUGAGAAUUCAACAGCGUUCAAAUCAUGCAAUGUCACAGAAUAAACAGCGUCAACGUGCGAUCAAACUUGAUCCAUUGCGUGCCCUUGAGCCAGCAAGGAAAAAAUUGACAACAGUGGAAUCGCAGAGAAUCUUAACUGUCCUCGAGGAGACGAUUAAACGCUCGGAAAUGAUCACGAUUUUGCCAUAUUUGAUGGACAAUAUGGAUCGAUUUGCAAUUGUACUUGGAAAUGAACUUGUCAACAUGUUGAAAACACAUAGAGUUAUGCUUGACAGUUACAAAGACUUGAAAAGUAACACAGAACGCUUGAUAAAGAAAAAGGACAGAAAAGGCUCCCCUAAACUUAAAGAUGAUGGGAGUAGAGCCAGCAGUGCAAGUAGUAUUGGAUCUUCAAGAUCAAUCGAUGAUAGGCUUGAAAGCUCCAUUCAUAAUUUACAUCUUGUCGCCAAUCAAAUCACACAAUCUUGCAAGAACAUACUCCGAGCAUUCAGUCUAAACCCCUCGGCUGUGAACACAUUGCGUGGAGAAAAGUCUUGGAGAAGUAUCGAUGCCAGAACACUUAUCGGAACGAUGUCUGAAUUGAAAGAAAUUAUCCUUGAGAAGCUUCUUACAACACCCGUUGAGGAACUUGAGAAGCAGAAAUACUUAGAACAGAUCACUGAUCGUGAACGACAAAAUGCAACAGUUAUUCAUAAACUAGAGGCUGAAUUGGCAGCUGCAGAGGAAGAUAAAGAGUCUGAGAUAAAGAAAAAGAAUGAUGUCAUCCGUAAGCUCCAAGCAGACCUCUUCCAAAUCGACAAAUUCUCCCAAGAACAUAUUAGACGCACAAAGCAAGAGGCGGAGAAACAGGAAUCGGCAGAUGUUAAAAAUAGCGAGGGUAAAAAACAGAAGCUUACACAAGAGGUGAAUCAGCUGUCUACACAAAUGGCAAACCUUGUGACAGAGCAUCGUGAACAUGAGCAGAGUUUAAGAAAGAGAAAAUACAAGAUAGAAACAGAAGUAGAAAACUGGAUCCAGAAAUAUGAUCAGGAUAUGGGUGAAAGACAAGAUGAAUUUGAAGAAAUUGAUGCUGUUUAUACUGAGGAGAAAAAGCAACUGAAUGAACUUGAAGAGAGAUUCAAAACAUUAGAGGCAGAGUAUAAUAGUAUAAUGGAGGAGAGACGGAUUUCUAGGGAACGUCGUGAAGCCCAAGAAAGAGAAAUGCAAGCUGCCGUCAAAGCUGCAACAACCAUCCAAGCAUACUGGAGAUCAUUCAAAGUUCGUAAAGCACUCAAAGCACGCAAGAAAGGAAAGAAAGGCAAAGGAAAGAAAGGGAAAAAAUAGAUAUGAACAUAUAAUUUUUGAGAGACUUUUAGUUUCAAGUGUAAAGUAGCCAAACAUGAUCUGUAUUUAUUUCGGGGAAAUAUGAGAAAUACUGUAAAACCUAAGUGAAACACCUUUGGUACCUCUAAAAGUGUUCCACUAAUAGAGGUUCAUUUAACAUUAAGCC